Messenger RNA from Paramecium octaurelia, 398 nucleotides. Lineage: Eukaryota; Ciliophora; Oligohymenophorea; Peniculida; Parameciidae. The record is from the annotation of a GenBank genome assembly.
AUCUAAUAAGGAUGGACAACCAAAAGGGCAAACGAAUGGGAUAAGGUAAACUAGCAGGUGCAAAAAGACAUAAGAAUAAAAUGAAUAAGGAAAAAAAGGGCGGAUAGCACAUUACCAAUGGUGAUAUACGUAGACUUGCUCGAAGAGGGGGUGUUAAAAGAAUUUCUUCAGAUUCUUACCCUACGACUAGGUAUAGUGAUUUUUGAUCGCAAUAGAGAUGUCAUAGUUAAUUUCUUAUCAUCGUUGGUCAAAGAUGCUAUCAUAUACACGGAACAUGCCUAAAGAAAUACGGUUUAAGCAAUGGAUGUGGUUUACGCUUUAAAAAAAUACGGAAGAAACUUAUUGCUUAAUAACGAUUGAUUUAUCACAAUUUUGAAUUGCAGCAUCAUAAUUUAAAA